This is a messenger RNA of Nelumbo nucifera (sacred lotus), 765 nucleotides long. RefSeq names its product large ribosomal subunit protein eL30. The record is from RefSeq and is a predicted model, not a curated record. NCBI's taxonomy places the organism in Eukaryota, Viridiplantae, Streptophyta, Magnoliopsida, Proteales, Nelumbonaceae. Gene Ontology annotation, cellular component: cytosolic large ribosomal subunit. Gene Ontology annotation, molecular function: structural constituent of ribosome; RNA binding.
AAAUGUUCUAUUCCCAUCUCUCGGCCUCUCGCCCUCUCGCCCCCCAUCCUCAACGAAACCGCGCAGCAUUGCAACUCAUUAGGGUUUCCUGGAAAAACACCGUAAUACAAGAAACACCUGGGGAGGGCUUUGGGGUCUUUGUAAGUAGCAACAAUGGUGGCGGUGAAGAAGACGAAGAAAACUCAUGAGAGUAUCAACAACAGGCUCGCUCUCGUGAUGAAGAGCGGGAAGUACACCCUUGGUUACAAAACGGUCCUUCGAACCCUGAGAAGUUCGAAAGCAAAACUGAUUAUUAUUUCAAACAAUUGCCCGCCUCUGCGGAAAUCCGAGAUUGAGUACUAUGCAAUGCUUGCAAAGGUUGGCGUCCAUCAUUUUAACGGAAACAAUGUUGACUUGGGCACAGCAUGUGGAAAAUAUUACCGUGUAUCAUCCCUUAGCAUUAUUGACCCAGGUGAUUCUGAUAUCAUUAAAACACUGCCUGGCGAGCAGUGAAGAGAGAUGGUUAUGGUUGCUGUUCUUUUGAUAUCCAACCGAGUAGGAUAUAUUUGUUUAGAGUACUUUUGAGUCAUAAUUUUUGUUGUUGAUGUGCGGUCUCCCUCCCAUGUUCGGAAAUUAUUUACUUUAAUUAAUGAGUAUGGCAAGAUUGAGUAUCACUAGUUCUAACUAGUGGUUUUGGAAAUAUAUCUUAAGCUGCCUUGCGCUAUGUGAAGGCACUAAAGUAGUCUUGUAUUUCAGAAUAGUUAUGGACUUGGUUUUGGCUGCCAA